This is a messenger RNA of Octodon degus (degu), 431 nucleotides long. Its product is annotated as NADH dehydrogenase [ubiquinone] 1 alpha subcomplex subunit 2. The record is from RefSeq and is a predicted model, not a curated record. The transcript has a single exon. The coding region runs from base 25 to 324 and encodes 99 amino acids. Lineage: Eukaryota; Metazoa; Chordata; Mammalia; Rodentia; Octodontidae.
CUCGAAUCUAAGGAGUAAGUGGAGAUGGCGGCGGCUGCGGCUGGUAGAGUGGUUGGGGCAAAGCUGGGUCUGUGUGAGAUUCGCAUCCACUUAUGUCAGCGCUCGCCCGGCAGCCAGGGUGUGAGGGACUUCAUUGAAAAACGCUAUGUGGAACUCAAGAAGGCGAACCCUGACCUUCCCAUUCUAAUCCGCGAAUGUUCCGAUGUUCAACCCAAACUGUGGGCCCGCUACGCAUUUGGUGAAGAAAAGAAUGUCUCCUUGAACAACUUCAGUGCUGAUCAGGUAACCAGAGCCCUGGAAAAUGUAUUAAGUGGCAAAGCUUGAAGCCUUCACUGAGGAUUGUUAUGACCAAGAGCCCCAGAACCUGGGUUCUGCUGGACAGUACAAUGGGAAAAUGUGUUCUCUUGCUUAUAAAGCUUGUGCUAUAAAAU